This is a messenger RNA of Symbiodinium sp. CCMP2592, 423 nucleotides long. The record is from the annotation of a GenBank genome assembly. Lineage: Eukaryota; Dinophyceae; Suessiales; Symbiodiniaceae.
AUGCCCGCAAACUCACAAGAAGGUGAGAAGCCGACGGAAGUGGAGAAAACAGAAGUGCUUGAAACACUAGCCAAGAAGUGGACGAAGUUUCCAGGUAUCGAGGAACGCGGUGUAUCAGGCCGGAUCGUUCUGGCAGGCAACCAUAUAACGAGGCCGGACCUUGAUGCCAACUGGAAUAUUGUGGCGGCUGCAAUUGAGGCUGUGGGCUCUAGGCCCAGUGUCUACGCACUUGAAGAUGCAGUGGUGCAUUUCUUCCACCUUACCCGUCCCAAAGGAAAACCACCCGUCCCCAGCCUCUCGCAAAUUUUGCCGUACGCAAGGAUGGAGGAUCAGGAAUAUGAUCACGAUGUUCGACGUUCUUCAAGUUCACUGCCAGACGUGGGCAGUGACGAAGAGGAUGUUGCUGACUGCGAGGCUGGGUGA